Messenger RNA from Penicillium daleae, 2796 nucleotides. Its product is annotated as putative GTPase activating protein (Gyp5). The coding region runs from base 1 to 2796 and encodes 931 amino acids. NCBI's taxonomy places the organism in Eukaryota, Fungi, Ascomycota, Eurotiomycetes, Eurotiales, Aspergillaceae. The record is from RefSeq and is a predicted model, not a curated record. The transcript has 4 exons.
AUGUCGUCGAACCGUAACAGCAGCGAUUACGCAGGGGAGUCCUUCGACGAUGCCCCUGAAGUCCCCGAGCACUUGAAUGUCUCUAUUCCUAUAUCUUCAUCCACGCGGUCGUUAACUGGAAGCCCGCCGGUCGGCUCAGGAGCUUCCCCCAAAACCACAGAUAAGCCAUCGUUCACUUCUGAAUCGCAGGACGAGCAGAAGGUCGAGACCACAGACGGAGGUGAAUCGUCCGGAAAGAAGAAAAAUAAGAAGAAGAACAAAAAGAACGCCAGACAGGAUGAGGCUGAAGCUACGGCCGAUGCCGAGGCUGAUUUUGAAGCUGUGCACACUCCUAUCAAGGAUGUGAGGCUGGACACCACAGAGAAUAUGAAAGAAGAGGACGUUCGGGAUCAAAUACUCACUCCGGUGGAAGCGGACGAGGCGGGUGAAGGAGAGGAGACCCCUAGGAGAAACGUGGCCCAGAAGUCCCCCUUGCUCACCUCCCACCGGUUAUCUACUACAUCUUCGCUGGACGAGGUGAAUCUGACAACCGGCAAGGACGACGAGCAUCUCACCCAUCAGGUUGGAACGCCCGAGCUCAAGUCGGAGUCGCCUCCAGUGCCUCCGAAGGAUGAGGUGGCGUCUCCAAGCUCUGGAUUGAUGGGCUUAUCUGGAAGCCUGCCCUCCUUGCCAUGGGGAGCUCCCCCAGUCAACAAGAACCUUCCUCCUGCGGCCCCUCCACCUCCCCCGACCCGCAAGUCCAGUGGACCUUUCGCAUGGUUUUCCCGCAGCUCGACCAGUGCCAAAGACAUCAAGUCUCCACCCCCCAGUGGCCGAAGAAACACCUCUACCUCGGUAUCGACCGUCGUGAGCGGUUUGGACCUGGUGGAUGGAGAUGCCUCGAGCAUUCACUCCAAAAAACCGAGACGGAAUAGUUUGAAGGACCAGUUUAAGAUUCUGCGGAUGCGGGAGGAGUCUACUCUCCCUGAGAACGACGAAGGUAGCAUACGUUCGGGUCAUGCGAGUAUCAGCCAUUCUGGUGCUAGCCCUCCAAUCAUUCCGGAAGAAGGUGAAGACGGUAUCCUGGUCGCUCCUGCUGCUCCUGCCUCUGGAGCAACCUCUCCUGGAGGCGUCCCCCCGUCGACCAUCAACCCUAGUCUUGCCCCUGGGACCGUGUCUGGAUUCUCACAAUCUGCAACUGACGCAGCUACACCGGUGGACUGGGAUCUCUGGCAACAGCUGGUCAACAAUGGUCCACAGGCCCUAGCCAGCUCGGAGGAACUGAAUGCCGCUAUCAAGCGAGGAAUUCCACAGACUAUCCGUGGUGUGAUCUGGCAGAUUUUGGCAGACUGCAAGAUUGGCGAGUUGGAGGAGAAAUACCGUGAAUUGGUUGCCCGUGGCACAGACAAGGACCAGCGAACGCCGAGCGUCCAGAUCAACAGUCUGGCCGAGAAAGAGUCUAUUCCGUCAUCGCGCUCUUCUAUCCGAUCCAACAACUCGGGCUCCGGGACACAAUCAACUAGCCUUACUCCCAGUCUUUCUCAGGAGACAGAUCCCGAGAAGAUGGCCCGAGAGCAGGCCGCUAGUGAGAGUACCCGCUUGAAGAAGGCCAAGGAUGAGGCUUCUGUACUGUCGAAGUUGGAGAAGACUAUCCGAAGAGACUUGGGUGCUCGGACAAGUUAUUCGAAAUACUUUGUCUCGCAAGGCAGCCAAGAAAGCCUGUUCGGGCUGUGCAAGGCCUAUGCGUUGUAUGAUGAGGCCGUGGGGUAUGCUCAAGGCAUGAAUUUCAUCAUCAUGCCUCUGUUGUUCAACAUGGACGAGGCCGAUGCUUUUGAACUGCUUGUCAAACUCAUGAACAAGUAUCGACUCCGUGAAAUGUUCAUCUCGGAAAUGCCUGGUCUCCACCGCAGCCUUUACCAGUUCGAGCGACUACUGGAAGAUUUAGAGCCCGCUCUCUACUGCCACCUCCGGCGACGGGGUGUGCCCCCGCAAUUGUACGCAACACAAUGGUUCUUGACUCUCUUCGCCUACCGCUUCCCGCUGCAGCUGGUCCUCCGCAUCUACGAUCUGAUCUUUGAGGAAGGCCUGGAGGUCACGAUUCUCAAGUUCUCUAUUGCCAUCAUGCGUCGCAAUGCCGAGGCACUGCUGGAAAUGAAGGACAUGAGUGUAUUGACGACUUUCCUGAAGGAGCGUCUCUUUGAUGCAUACAUCGACAAGCAGCCCUCUGCCUCUUCCAUCCUGGAGUCAGGCUUCUUCGGAAGCUCUGGCGCUGCUGACAAGGAGACAUACCGUGCGGACCUUAUGGUGCAAGAUGCCUGUGCCGUGCCUCUGACGCAGGAGAUGAUCAAUUCAUAUACCGGCGAGUGGGAGGAAAAGGUUCGCACCGAGAAAGAGCGUGAAGCCGAGCUAGAGGGCCUCCGUCAUACUGUGAGCACACAAGCCGCCCGGCUACGACUUUUGGAGGAGCGCUCCGAGGCAUCGGAUAAGGAGCAUGUGCAGCUGGCCUCGGAAUUGGUGCAUGCCAAGGUGGAGAAUGAGGAGCUGCGUGACUUGAAUGACGCGUUGAAACUGCAAGUUGACCAGUUGAAGAACGUAGUUGAUAAGCAGCCUGGCGAGGUGGAGGAGAAGCUACGGACCGAGAUGGACCGUAUCAUGAAGCGAAACAUUGAGGUACAGAACGAGAACCGUGCGAUGGAGGACUCGAUAGCGGAGAUGGAGAAGGAGCUGGUGGCUACGAAGAUGAAGUGGGCCGAGAUCUCAGAAGAACACGAUACUCUCCGCCAGAAAUGGAGUGACAUCCGCCGCGCCCUGGACUAA